AUGGUGGAUAAAUUGAAUGAAUAUCAGGGCGUUAGCGGUAGAUUGCAUUCUACGAGAGAUAAGUGUAAGGAAAAAUGGACUCAAUGGAAGGAGGAACAUCCUCAAGGUUUGCGAGGGGCUGUGAGGGAGGCUCUGUUUGCUAUACCUAAUUCUGACGAUGCCCCUGAUAGAGUUGUACGGGAAGGAGAAUACAGCGAUCUGUUCAGGAGAAAAAAUAGGCUAGAAUUAACCCGAAUUUCUGCAGCAGUAAUGGGAAUAGAAUUUGCAUAUGCUGGAGAAACAGCAUUCGUUUCUCCCACCCUUCUUCAAAUUGGAGUGCCACAUCAGCAAAUGACUCUGGUAUGGGCACUUUCUCCAUUAAUAGGCUUCUUCAUGACUCCACUUCUUGGUUCUCUUAGCGAUAGAUGCAAAUCAAAAUACGGAAGACGGAGACCCUUCAUUGUUUUGAUGUCAAUUGGAGUAUUUUUGGGUUUAAUUCUUGUACCAAAUGGAGAAGAUAUCGGUUAUGCCUUUGGAGACGAGGGUUUCGUGAACAAAACUGCUGUACCAUCGGUGUUGGGACCGCGAAGUUCAGUCCUUGAGACGGAAGGGACUAAUCAUCAUCCAUGGGGAGUGUUGUUCACAGUAUUAGGGACAGUGCUACUGGAUUUCGACGCUGAUGCAUGCCAAAGCCCCGCACGAGCAUAUCUCCUCGAUGUGACAGUUCCAGAGGAUCACGCUAAAGGUCUGAGUACUUUCACCGUAAUGGCCGGUCUCGGCGGUUUCAUGGGAUACGCCCUCGGUGGUAUUAAUUGGGACGAAACAUCGCUUGGAGCGUUAUUUGGUGGCCAUGUCAGAGCUGUGUUUUUCCUCAUCACAAUAAUUUUCAUCGUGUGUGUAUCGGCUACUAUAACUAGUUUUAAGGAAAUACCGCUGUCAGAAAUCAAAGAAACAGAAGAAUAUAAUAAAUUAAAUGAUAGAGAUGAAGAAGAAAAUCAGUUUAGAGAAGAGCAAGAUGGACUGAAGAAGGAAAAUGCUUCGUAUGGAUCAUUAAAUCAACCUGAUGAACCAGUUGAUGAAAUUUCUCCUGACCCAAAUCAACCUACUCUGACUAUACCAGAAGGGCACGGCGAGCCUUUGUCUCUGAAACACUACCUCAUAUCCAUUAUACAGAUGCCAAAAUCUUUACGUGUAGUCUGCCUUACAAAUCUCUUCUGCUGGAUGGCUCACGUCUGCUACUCUUUGUACUUCACCGAUUUCGUCGGAGAGUCUGUUUUCGGUGGCAAUCCGGCUGCGCCUGUGGGUAGUGAAAGUCGAACUAAUUAUGAAGCUGGUGUUCGAUUCGGUUGCUGGGGCAUGGCUAUGUACUCUCUUUCCUGUGCUUGCUAUUCGACAGUUAUAGAAAAACUCAUCAAGAAACUGGGGGCAAAAAAGGUGUACGUCGGGGGACUUUGCACAUACAGUUGUGGCAUGUUUAUGCUGUGUUUGCUGAGGGCGAGGGCUGCUGUUUUAUUGUUCAGUUGGACAGCUGGCAUUAUGUACUCAACACUCUUCACCAUGCCAUACCUACUGGUUGCACAUUACCACGCCACUGGCAUGUGGGACAGCGAAGGCGGUGGUAGCGGCCAGCAGCGUGGUAUAGGAACAGACGUAGCGGUGGUCAGCAGCUGUGUAUUCGUGGCACAACUCCUCAUCUCCGUCAUCAUGGGCUUCGCUGUCAAGGUCACUGGUUCUACAGCAGCCGUGGUCGCUGUGGCAGCCACAUUAGCAGCAACAGCCGCUUUUACUGCUACCAAGAUUACGUAUCUUGAUCUAUAA
Danaus chrysippus (African queen) is the source of this 1797-nucleotide messenger RNA. The record is from the annotation of a GenBank genome assembly. Lineage: Eukaryota; Metazoa; Arthropoda; Insecta; Lepidoptera; Nymphalidae.